Molecule: messenger RNA, 420 nt
Organism: Symbiodinium pilosum
Lineage: Eukaryota; Dinophyceae; Suessiales; Symbiodiniaceae
Source: the annotation of a GenBank genome assembly
AUGCAUGGAAGUGGUUCUAGCGCCAACAUGAACCCAUCGAUCGAUCCGGUGCGAAAGACUGCAUGGUUCGAGAUUAUCGGCCCAUUCCUGGAGUCUGUGCUGAGCAGGACAGAAGGUUGCUACUUCACUGGCCACAACUUCUCCGCAAUUGAUCUUGUCGUCGGGAUGGACCUCUACAUUUUCCACGAGCGGAUGAUGUCUCGUGGAGAUGGCGACAGUUGGUUGGAUCCAGUGAUCAUGCCAAGGCUUUCUGCCCUCGCGUCUUCAUUGGCCUCACGACCUGCAAGGAAGUUUGCAUUUUCAGCCACGUUGAAAAAUCCCACUACGCUGGCGAGCAUGCGCGACUUCGGUGUUGAGGCAUGGCUCGAAGCUCGGGAGCCCGCAGAAGCACGAAGUGAGAUGAACCGGCAAACUGCGUGA